Molecule: messenger RNA, 808 nt
Organism: Lipotes vexillifer (Yangtze River dolphin)
Lineage: Eukaryota; Metazoa; Chordata; Mammalia; Artiodactyla; Lipotidae
Gene: CUNH12orf43
Product: chromosome unknown C12orf43 homolog
Exons: 6
Coding region: 29-808 (259 amino acids)
Biological process (GO): Wnt signaling pathway; Spemann organizer formation; negative regulation of Wnt signaling pathway
Source: RefSeq, a predicted model, not a curated record
CUUCAAGGUGGCGGCGCCCACUGGCGCAAUGAGCGAUCUGGAGAGCAGCAGCAGCAGCAGCGAUGCGGAGGAGCUGGACCGGUGCCGCGAGGCGGCGAUGCCGGCCUGGGGCUUGGAGCAGCGCCCGAGGGGCCCGGAGAAGCCAAGAGUCGGUGCUGCAAAUACUCCAUUGCCAACCACCCAACCGAGCCUCAGGCACAAGGUGGAUGAGCAUGAACAAGACGGCAACGAGCUGCAGACCACCCCUGAAUUCCGAGCACACGUAGCUAAGAUGCUGGGAGCCCUGCUGGACAGCUCCAUUACCAUCUCAGAAGUAGUGAAGGAGCCAAGAAAGGCUGAGGUACCGAGAGGCGUCCUGGAGGAUGAUGGCUUCCGCCUUUUCUUCACGUCCAUCCCUGGAGGCCCUGAGAAGGAGGCUGCUCCCCAGCCCCGCCGGAAACGGUUGCCUUCCAGCUCCAGCAGCGAGGACGGCGACGAGUUGCAGCGCUGCCGGGAGGCGGCUGUGUCAGCCUCUGACAUCGUCCAGGAGUCCGCCAUCCACGGCCCUGGCAACGUGGAGAAAAAGGCAAAGAAGAAGAAAAGGAAGUGGAAAAAGAAAGCCAAGGAGGACAGCGCCAACCUCGCCCCCGCGGCCACCACCGCAAGCAAGGCCGCAUCUGGGGAGCAGGGAAGGGAGUCCGCCGGGCUCAGUGGAGACCAGGCACCGUUUGGGACCAAAAAGAAGAAAAGGAAGAAAAAGACAAAGAGGGCCAGUGAGACCUCCCCAUCCCCACCAGCAAAGAGCACAGCAGCCGUGCCUGCAAACUGA